Messenger RNA from Caenorhabditis remanei, 693 nucleotides. RefSeq lists its product as uncharacterized. NCBI's taxonomy places the organism in Eukaryota, Metazoa, Nematoda, Chromadorea, Rhabditida, Rhabditidae. The transcript has 4 exons. Bases 1 to 693 code for a protein of 230 amino acids. The record is from RefSeq and is a predicted model, not a curated record.
AUGCCAAAGAAACAAGUUCGGGCGGCGGUUGCCCCCGUGUCACCUCCUCGCGACGAUGAUAUGGCUGCACAACGAACACUUCCCAGCAGCGGAUUCAAACUGAUCGCGGAACUGAUCGCUGAAACAGAUAAGAACCUACCGAAUGAUGAAAUCGAUCGUGCUAUUGAGGACUUUUCGAGUUUCUCUGACGUUUCUGACUGGAGAGGAAUCCCUAAAUAUUUUCUACAUCUCAGCUCCCUUUCUCGAAGAGCUUCGACGUAUGAUAACUGGCACAACCGCUUCAAAGUUGUUGACUAUCUUAUAUCAUGCUUCAAUUCUUUGAAAGAGUCGGUUAUCGAAUAUAUUGAAGAUGGUUUUGCAAGGAAUAAAACUCGCGAGCCUCAUGAAAUGGAUAUCGAUCUAAUUCAUUCCGUUAACAUGUUUGUUAUUCUCGCCCAAAGAUUGACCGUUCAGUUGCAACUCUACGUUUCAAAAUCUAAUGCGACAUCUGGUCAACCAAAGACCAAAAAUGCGAAAGUUCGGCAUGCUCUUGAAAAUGAUAUUACUAAAUGGAAGGAUGUCCAGCGACAUCGAAUGAUCAACUGUCUUCUCGAGCUACUCGAGCUUCCUGUCGAAACCGUUACUGGUCCUAAGCCCGCGGCUAUCCAAUAUGUAUUCGCCCCAGAUAUUAUUGAAAAGGACUUCACUCAGUAA